Molecule: messenger RNA, 1089 nt
Organism: Procambarus clarkii (red swamp crayfish)
Lineage: Eukaryota; Metazoa; Arthropoda; Malacostraca; Decapoda; Cambaridae
Source: RefSeq, a predicted model, not a curated record
CGGGGAAACUUGUCCCCGCCAUUGUUGUGAUGACCGUCGCCUCCCGUGGUAGACUCUGGGAGAGGCUAAAUUAACAACUCUGGGGAGGUUUACAGGAGGAGACUCUGAGUGUACUGUUGUCAUAUAUCUGGGUGACUGAUUGUAUGUGUCAUGUGGGGCAGGUGAGACGCCUGAUUGUUGCUGGACGAGUCUCAAGAUGGCACUGAUGAAGAGGCAACUCUCAACUGCAUUGUCAGACUUUGUUCUGGCCUUGUCUGCUGUUUGGGGCUUCCGGAUGCUGCACGAGGAUUCUCAUUCAGAACACCAAUUUGGCAAAUGGUGGUUCAUGCUUGUGACGAUGGCAGCUACACUUGGUGUAGUUAGAUUUGCUGCUCUGUUACCAAGUUACCGCGCAUCAGUGUUGCGGUACCACACCAACUUUUCAUGGCUGUGUCGGGCCAUUGGUAUUCCUUGCUUGGCAGCGGAAAUCUGUCGUACAUAUAAAUACAGCACUGCUAGCCAGUUGUUCCUGUUAAGCGCAGUGACAACAUUUAUAACUUCAUCACUAAAGAGUCGCCACAAGGACCAGCUAACAGACGUUGUCAGCACUGCAUCUGUGUCGGCUAUACUUGGAUUGUCCGUGAUAGGUGGCAACAUGAUGCAUGCAGCUGCAGCCGUUUUCUUCAUAAUCUCGGGCUUGGUGGGAUCCGAGGGAGAUAUCCAACUGGUCAACUUGCCCCGUGUCGAUGUCUUGCAUUACAUGUUGGUGGCCGUCAAUUAUUGUUUGGUUUGGGGCUUCAUGUAGUGAAAGUAAUGGUGUGUUUAUGCCAGACGUGUGAUUGUCUGCUCACGAAGAGUUGCUUUUAAGGUUCACACAAAUUUCAUAUGCAAUGCUGAUGGUCUUAACACUGCUACCUCGACUCUUAAAAAAUAGAACACUUCCAAUUUUGAAGGAUCCUCGAGUUUUGAAGGAUUUCUCUUGAGUAGAAAAAGAAAGCUGAGCAUCUGGAAAUAUUAAAUUGUUAAUAGAUGCAUUUUUUUUUUUUUUUAAGUUUAAACAGUAACUACAUUUUUGAGGGGUCCCAGUAGUACAGUCGGGUUUGUUCUUGA